AUGGCUAUGAUGGACACCAAACUCAAGUUUUCUGAUGGUAUGGUUCAGCUGAAGGCUUGGAUACUACAGCACUUUCCAAACAUUACUGGUUGGCGAGAGGUGUCGACCUACACUGAGCUCAUGUCGCGUGCCAGUAGAUUCAGCCCCCGCAGAGGGAACCAGGAGCCUCUACCUUACAGGUACGCACUUGAUCGCAUUGCUGUCGAGGACGUACGAUACGACUGCUAUGCUGAGCACCUAGAGACGAUUCCCUUUGAUGAGAUAGCGUUGUAUUUUGGAUGGUUGGCCGCCAACUCGAGAAUCCAUGUACGAUAUCUUCCGGAGCACGUCAUGCGUCAGUUUUGCUACGCACAGACGAUACCUCGCAACCCUAUAGCCUCCUCUCCUGUCACAAUGACUCGUCAGCAGUUAGAUGAGGUCUUUGCAGACUGGAAGCAUCACAUGGUUCCUGAGGAGGCUUGGGCGAUGAGUUCAGAGAGCGACUAG
Molecule: messenger RNA, 486 nt
Organism: Vicia villosa (hairy vetch)
Lineage: Eukaryota; Viridiplantae; Streptophyta; Magnoliopsida; Fabales; Fabaceae
Exons: 2
Coding region: 1-486 (161 amino acids)
Source: RefSeq, a predicted model, not a curated record